GAUAAAAUACGCGUCUCUUAUCAUCUCUGGGAACUAUUUUGCUUGUCUUAUUUUACUACGAAUAUUUACAAAAUGGCCAAAAAACAAGAAGCAGAAGAAUACGAGGUCGAUUAUAUUAACAACCAUCGUUUCGCCGUUAAAAAUGGUGUUAGAAGACUCGAGUACCAAGUCAAGUGGAGAGGAUAUCCUGCCUCCGAAAGCACAUGGGAAUCUAAAGAAUCGACCGAGAAUGCAAUGAAAAUAGUUGACCACUACUGGGCCACCAAAGGUGGAGGGGACGAAGCCCGUAUCAAAUGUGAAAAGAUCUUAAGCGGAGAACUCAGUGAAGACGAGGAUAGCUCCGAUGAAGAUACAACUUCUGAGGACGAAGACGAGGAAGAUGAAGGUGUACCUACAACCAGAUCUAACAAGAGACGUGUUUCUCCAGCUGUGAACAAAAAGUCUACCAAAGUUGACAUCAAAAAACGUAAGGUCACUCCUACCAAGUCUGCAGCCUCUACUAAGAAGGAUGCUACACCUAAAAAAGAAGUUCCUGCCAAGAAGGAAGUUCCUGUUCCUGCCAAGAAGGCCACUCCCGUUAAGAAGGAUGAUGUUGCUGCUCCUGUCAAGAAAACUAAAACCAUCACCACCCUUAUUAGGACUGGCGAUAAUACUCCAGAUGAAGAGUUUUCUGAAAGUGAGAUCGAACGUAGUGACUUUAGACUCAAGUCGAAUGGAUGGAAAUCUGAUGCUGAGAAGGUCAUCGAAGUAAGAGCAGUCUUCACCGACGAAGGACAGGAAUUGCAUGGUUUAGUUAAAUGGCGUGAUGGAAAACUUGGUUUAUACAAGACCUCUGAACUCACUAAGAGAAUUCCUCAAUUGCUAAUCAAGUAUUACGAAAACAAGUUGACAUUCGAACAAAAAAUUAAAGCUUAAAGGGAAAAGUUUUUUUUUUUAAAAAAAAAAAAAAAAAUAGCAUGAGAAAAGCCGUUAGUCAUCUACAAAGUAUUUGAAAUCCCUCUGCCUUAUUAAAUGCUUUGCAUUUAUUUUAUUUUUAUAUUGGUUCUUUU
This is a messenger RNA of Mucor mucedo, 1049 nucleotides long. RefSeq lists its product as uncharacterized. NCBI's taxonomy places the organism in Eukaryota, Fungi, Mucoromycota, Mucoromycetes, Mucorales, Mucoraceae. The coding region runs from base 73 to 915 and encodes 280 amino acids. The record is from RefSeq and is a predicted model, not a curated record. The transcript has 5 exons. Gene Ontology annotation, cellular component: pericentric heterochromatin; nucleus. Gene Ontology annotation, biological process: chromatin organization; negative regulation of transcription by RNA polymerase II. Gene Ontology annotation, molecular function: chromatin binding.